Messenger RNA from Blastomyces gilchristii SLH14081, 378 nucleotides. RefSeq lists its product as uncharacterized. The coding region runs from base 1 to 312 and encodes 103 amino acids. The transcript has a single exon. The record is from RefSeq and is a predicted model, not a curated record. Lineage: Eukaryota; Fungi; Ascomycota; Eurotiomycetes; Onygenales; Ajellomycetaceae.
AUGGUCGACGACGAUACGGGAGGGCUUCAGGUCCCGUAUAUAGAUUGGCCUGGACGGACCUAUGCGUCGUCGGUGCGUCGGUUCGUGCGUGCGUGCACGCUGCAACAGCAAGCAAGCGGGCGCAGGGAUGGGGGAGGCAGGCAGGGGGCUGAUCAGCUCCCUACAAAAAGCAGACGUCACAGCGCGCGGGAUGGUCUGGACCGGGAUCAGGACCAAAUCAAAUGGACGGCGCUUCUGCUGUGUGAUGUCUUUUAUGUGGGCAUGGAUGUGCCAGUUACAAGCACGAUCGGUGAGACUCGGCAACUCGCAUAGCCCUUGGUGUGGGCCGGCAAAGCUGGUUUCGGCGAGGAGAAGAGGAGAAAAGGAGAAGAGGCGGCA